CUUCCCAGCCUUCCCCGCGGGGGGGGGGGGGGGCGGUUCUGUGCCUCCCUCUCUCCUGCUGCCUGCGGCAGGGAUCCCCCUCCCCUAUCCCCACGCCUUCAAUUAUUGAUGGUGGCGGCGGCCGCCCGCGCCUGCCUCCGCGCCGCGCCGCCCUGCACCCCUCUGCGCUCCCCGUCUCUCCACAGCACUGCCGCAGAGGCUUCACCGCAAAGCGAAGCCCACACCUCCACUUCGGUCCGCCCCUCCUCUGGUCCGUCACGCCUGGCGGCUUCUCCGGGAGGCUCGGCGCUCCCUCCCACAGCAGCUCGCCGAGAGCAGGAGGCAGGCGGGGAGCGGAGGAGCCGGGAACGCCCCGCAGCCCAGUCGCUCCGCAGCUUUCCGCCGCUGCCCCGCCGCUCGGUUGAACAUUACGGCUUCACACGUACUUGGGCCUUUUCCACUGAUGUCUAACACACAGUAGGUGCUCUACGCGGUAUUCAGCAGGUCCCACAGCAGCAUAGCAGCAGCAUAACAGUAGUCCUUCUUUGAUACAAGAUGGAGGAAACAUACAAAGAUAGAACUUCAUUAAUGAAAGGGGCAAAAGAUAUUGCCAAAGAAGUGAAGAGGCAAGCAGUGAAAAAAGUGAAUAAAGCUGUUGAAAAGGCUCAGGAUGGCUACACACAGAGGUCCUACAAUCGAUUCCAGGAUGAGGAAGAUGAUGAUGAUUACUAUGUGCAAGGAGGAAAUUAUGGUGUUGAAGCUAAUGAUGAUGAAGGAUCAAGUGAAGCAACUGAAGGGCAUGAUGAAGAUGAUGAAAUUUAUGAAGGGGAGUAUCAGGGCGUCCCCAGCAUGGGAGGUAAAGAUGGCAUGGUGGCCUUAGGUCAGCCUAUGAGUGAUGAAUAUAAGGAUCGUCAUGAACUGGAAACAGAGAGAAAAGCUGAUGAAGAAGAGCUAGCACAGCAGUAUGAACUGAUAAUACAAGAAUGUGGCCAUGGUCGUUUCCAGUGGGCCCUCUUCUUUGUGUUAGGAAUGGCCCUGAUGGCUGAUGGGGUUGAAGUUUUUGUAGUUGGAUUUGUGCUGCCCAGUGCUGAAACAGACAUGUGUAUACCCAAUUCUGGAUCAGGAUGGCUUGGUAGCAUAGUGUACCUGGGGAUGAUGGUGGGGGCAUUCUUCUGGGGAGGCUUGGCAGACAAGGUGGGAAGGAGACAGUCACUCCUGAUAUGCAUGUCUGUCAAUGGAUUCUUUGCCUUCCUUUCAUCAUUUGUCCAGGGCUAUGGCUUCUUCCUCUUCUGUCGCUUGUUUUCUGGAUUUGGGAUUGGUGGAGCUGUGCCUACAGUCUUCUCCUAUUUUUCGGAAGUGCUUGCUCGGGAGAAACGAGGUGAACACCUGAGCUGGCUCUGUAUGUUUUGGAUGAUUGGUGGCAUCUAUGCUUCUGCAAUGGCUUGGGCAAUAAUUCCUCAUUAUGGAUGGAGUUUCAGCAUGGGCUCUGCCUACCAGUUCCACAGCUGGCGAGUAUUUGUGAUCGUCUGUGCACUGCCUUGUGUCUCUUCCGUGGUAGCCCUCACCUUUAUGCCAGAAAGCCCACGGUUCUUGCUGGAGGUUGGAAAACAUGAUGAAGCUUGGAUGAUACUCAAGCAAAUUCAUGACACAAACAUGCGAGCUCGUGGUCAGCCUGAGAAAGUCUUCACAGUUAACAGAAUCAAAACUCCAAAGCAGAUAGACGAGCUUAUAGAAAUAGAGAGCGAUACAGGAACUUGGUACAGGAGGUGUUUUGUUAGAAUUCGCACAGAGCUGUAUGGCAUUUGGUUGACAUUUAUGAGAUGCUUCAACUACCCAGUGAAGGAUAAUACCAUCAAACUUACAGCUGUAUGGUUCACCCUGUCUUUUGGCUACUAUGGCUUAUCUGUCUGGUUUCCCGACGUCAUUAAACAUCUGCAGUCAGACGAGUACGCAUCCCGAGUGAAACAUUUCCGCAAUGAGGAGGUUUCACAUUUCGUCUUCAACUUCACACUGGAAAAUCAGAUUCACAGCAAUGGAGAAUACAUCAAUGACAGGUUUAUUAUGAUGAAGUUUAAAUCAGUAACCUUUGAAGAUUCACUUUUUAAGAACUGUGUGUUUGAAGAUAUUACUUCACUGAACACAUACUUCAGGAACUGUACUUUCGUGAAUACCACCUUCUCCAACACAGAUCUCGAGCAGUAUAAAUUUGUUGACAGCGAAUUGAUAAAUUGCACAUUUUUCCACAUCAGGACAGGAUGCCAGAUUUCUUUUGAUGACGACUACAGUGCCUACUGGAUUUACUUUGUUAAUUUCCUGGGAACCUUGGCAGUGUUACCAGGGAAUAUUGUGUCCGCUCUCCUGAUGGAUAGAAUUGGACGGUUAACGAUGCUAGGUGGUUCCAUGGUUCUCUCUGGCAUCAGCUGUUUUUUCCUGUGGUUUGGGACCAGUGAAUCCAUGAUGAUAGGUAUGCUGUGCCUCUACAAUGGCCUCACCAUCUCAGCAUGGAACUCUCUAGAUGUUAUUACUGUGGAGUUAUAUCCUACUGACAGAAGGGCAACAGGUUUUGGCUUUUUGAAUGCACUAUGCAAAGCAGCAGCUGUGCUUGGAAACUUAAUAUUCGGUUCCCUUGUUGGUAUCACCAAAGCAAUCCCUAUUCUCCUUGCUUCUACUGUUCUAGUAUGUGGAGGUCUCGUAGGACUUCGUCUUCCUGACACAAGAACCCAGGUGUUGAUGUAAUGGGAAAAAGCCAUUUACUAUUUAUUUAUUUAUUUAUUUGUACAAAUGUCAACCCUCCUGACCAAUGGUGCAAAGGCUUCAGAUUCUCAAUGCUUAGUAGAGUACUCAAAUGUCAGAAAUCAAACCCAAAACGCAUUUGGAGUGGCAGAGAUUUAGAAACCUCUGUAUGAAAAUUUCAGAUUUCAAUUUUGUUUGCUUGCAUAUAUCACUAUUAAAAAUCACUUAAAACUGUAAAGCUACCUCUUAGAACACUUCUGGUGACAUGUCCAGGUAUGUAAAAACAAUACUGAUGAUAAGGUAUUUAAAAUGUGAGCAGUCACAUUGUUUAAAAAAUUCGGCAACAGCAUUUGGAGCUUUUGUACGAGUACAGACACACAAGUCCAUUACUUAGCAGUGUUGGUGCAGAGAAUGUUAAUGUAUCAAUGCACGCAGCAUUAAUUAGGAAACUCUACAGACCGCAUCAAGACUGAUAAUAGUAGGAUCUCUUUAAAAUGUUAACAUUAAAAAUUCAAUACAAAUACAUUUAUAAAAUUAUCCAAAAAAAGGGGUAGAUCCUCUGAUGGCAGAAGCUGGCAUUGCUUUCAGUGGAGCUAAGACAACAUGUAUAAGCUGAUGAACUAUCUACCCUUUCAAGUUUCAGAGAACAAAUCUGGUAUAACACAUAAGGAAAAAUUUAUCAGUAUUUUUUUCUAAUUAUGUCUGACAACAUUCAUUAGGUGGUUGAACCAUUGCCAAAGAAAUCAGGGUCUCAGAUAAGAUAUAGUAAGAUAGAUUUUUGGGGUUUUGUCAUUAAUUUGUCUCUUGCUCAUUUAUAUGAACUUGGCAUUGGGUAGUAAUACCUAUCACUGCAUUCUGUGUCAGUCAUUGUCUUAAUCAUAUUGAAAGAGUCACUAAAAGUCCAUAUAAGAACAUCAUUCAUUACAUUUAAAGUUCACUGUUUAUUUCCUGGUUCUAGAAGCUGCAUUUUUCAGUUACUAACAAAUGCGUGUGCUACACAUUGUAGCACCAGAAUGUUACCCCAAGAAGUGUUUUUCUGCUAUUAACAAGUGAGAAAGGUAGCUGAAUUAAAAAUACAUACGUAGGGAAAACUGAGUAUUUUUUUAAUGUUGAAAAUUUAAAUAUGAUAUAGUAAAAACAAAGUUUAGUAAUUGUUUUUAUUUUAGAAUAUAAAUGAUCAAGACUUAUGAGAUGAAGUAUUUUAUAUUUCAAUCUGACUUAAACAUGUCUUUUAAAUUUCUAAACAAUGGUAUAAAAAGGAGGAAGGAUUAUUUUUCACCAAGUACCAGGUUAAGAAAAAAAUGCUGGCCUUAUUUUUGCAUCUGUGGCUUCUGUCCACUAGUCAAAGCCUUAGUAUUAUUUCAAGGCUGUUUUCUCCAAUGAGAUUAUAUUUGAGCUCUCUUUCUCUGUUACAUUCAAUAGUAUGUGUCCACCUUCUUGUACUUACUGCACAACGUAUUUCGAAAUCUGAAGCCUCUGUACAUGCUUGGAGUAAACAUCAACAGCAAUGGUAAAAUAUUACAUUGUCUUGCUGUCCACUGUCCGCUUGAAGUAAUAUAUUCUGCCCAUCUCUGUAUGUUAUUCUGAAAACCACCCAGAUCCAACACUUCAUGCCGCCUGACCAGUAGGGUGAAAAUGUGCUACAGAAAAAUAAGGUUUGAAUUUUGAGGGCUAUGGUUAACACACUAAAAUCUCAUUACAUGCAAAAUUCUGCUGAUCUGAAAGCUGGUUCUUACCAUAAAACCUGAGUACAUCAUUAGUGUGCGAUCAAGUCUGGGUGAAGUAGAAUAUAACAAUAGGAAUCAGUAAAGGUGAAUAAGAUUCUCAACUACACAGACCUUGCAUGGUCCAGAAUUAAAAUGAAUGUUCUACGGUAGGAAAAGGGAAAAAAAAGAAUAGUGUUCAGGAAAGGAAAAAA
This is a messenger RNA of Pezoporus flaviventris, 4630 nucleotides long. It is a transcript of the gene SV2C, whose product is annotated as synaptic vesicle glycoprotein 2C. Lineage: Eukaryota; Metazoa; Chordata; Aves; Psittaciformes; Psittacidae. Gene Ontology annotation, molecular function: transmembrane transporter activity. Gene Ontology annotation, biological process: transmembrane transport; chemical synaptic transmission. The transcript is spliced from 13 exons. Gene Ontology annotation, cellular component: membrane. The record is from RefSeq and is a predicted model, not a curated record. Bases 535 to 2715 code for a protein of 726 amino acids.